AUGGAAGGUGGGUGUUUUAGGACUUCAGAGUCUGCGUGUACUGCAACUUCGCGUAAAGGGUUGCAGAGAGAGAAGCCUUACAGAGGUAUAAGGAUGAGAAAGUGGGGGAAGUGGGUAGCUGAAAUCAGAGAACCAAACAAGAGAUCAAGGCUAUGGCUUGGUUCUUACUCUACUUCCAUGGUUGCUGCUUGUGCUUAUGAUACGGCUUUGAGGAGGGGACCUUCUGCUCGUCACAAUUUCCCAGAAUUUUUAGUUGCAGAGGGUAAGCUUCAUGACAUGUCUGCUGCGUCAAUAAGGAAGAAAGCAACAGAGAUUGGUGGUUGA
Telopea speciosissima is the source of this 324-nucleotide messenger RNA. RefSeq names its product ethylene-responsive transcription factor ERF010-like. The transcript has a single exon. The record is from RefSeq and is a predicted model, not a curated record. The coding region runs from base 1 to 324 and encodes 107 amino acids. Gene Ontology annotation, molecular function: DNA binding; DNA-binding transcription factor activity. Gene Ontology annotation, biological process: regulation of DNA-templated transcription. NCBI's taxonomy places the organism in Eukaryota, Viridiplantae, Streptophyta, Magnoliopsida, Proteales, Proteaceae.